This is a messenger RNA of Wallemia ichthyophaga EXF-994, 1896 nucleotides long. Its product is annotated as Putative fumarate reductase. Gene Ontology annotation, molecular function: heme binding; oxidoreductase activity; FMN binding. The coding region runs from base 1 to 1896 and encodes 631 amino acids. The transcript has 4 exons. Lineage: Eukaryota; Fungi; Basidiomycota; Wallemiomycetes; Wallemiales; Wallemiaceae. The record is from RefSeq and is a predicted model, not a curated record.
AUGGACAAGCAAAAGACAAUCGUAGUCGGUGGCGGUCUCAGCGGGCUGUCUGCAGCACACACCAUCCUCGAACGCGGUGGAAACGUCGUCGUGAUCGACAAGGCAUCUUUCUUUGGAGGCAACUCAACUAAAGCUACAAGCGGAAUAAAUGGCGCUGGAACUGAAGCUCAAAUGAGAAAUGAGAUUAAGGACUCAUCCUCUGUUUUCUUCCAAGACUCUAAAAAGUCAGCCAGAGAACUCGCAAGGGAUGAUUUACUUCACGUUCUCACGGGUAAAUCAGGUGACGCUAUUAAAUGGCUCACAGAGGAAUUUAAACUCGAUUUAUCUAAAGUUGCAAGACUUGGUGGUCACUCACAGCCACGCACUCACCGCGGUGAAGGUGGCCAAUUCCCUGGAAUGACUAUCACUUACGCUUUGAUGGAGAAACUCGAAGACCUUGCUCAAUCUCAACCAAAUCGUGCAAAUGUUCUCAAAAAAUCAUGCGUCACCCGCUUACUUCAGGAUAAUGACCUUACCGUCACUGGCGUUGAGUAUGAGAAAGAUGGUCAAAAAUUCACCGAAUUAGGUCCCGUUAUUCUCGCAACAGGUGGUUAUGCAGCUGAUUUUGGUGAUAACUCUUUACUCGCUAAACAUCGCCCUGAUUUAAUGCACCUCCCAACCACUAACGGUCCUUGGUCCACUGGUGACGGUCAUAAAAUGGUCCUUGGCAUUGGUGGCGCUGCCGUUGAUCUUGAGAAGGUUCAAGUUCAUCCUACCGGUCUCGUAGAUCCCAAGGAACCUGAUUCCAAGGUUAAGUUCUUAGCUGCUGAGGCGCUUAGAGGUGUCGGUGGUCUACUUGUUGACAACCAAGGUCAAAGAUUCUGUGAUGAACUUGGUCAUCGUGAUUAUGUCACUGGUCGUAUGUGGGAAAUUAAAAAAGAUCCUAUUCGUUUGAUAUUAAAUGGUCCUGCAUCCAGACAAAUUGAAUGGCACUGCAAGCACUAUGUCGGACGUGGCUUAAUGAAAAAAUUCACCAACGGUUCCGACCUCGCCAAGGAAAUGGGUGUUUCUUCAGAUGCACUCAACAAGACGUUCCAAGACUACAACGAUAUUGCUCAUGGCAAGAAGAAAGAUCCAUAUGGCAAGAAGUUUUUCUUUGACAAAGGAGAUGAGUGGAAGAUGGACGACACCUUCCAUGUCGCACAAAUGACCCCAGUUCUCCACUUCACUAUGGGUGGUGUUGAAAUAAACGCCUCCGCUGAGAUUCUCGGCGAACAAGGUACCAUACCGGGUCUAUUUGCAUGUGGAGAGUUAGCAGGUGGUGUACACGGAGCCAACAGAUUGGGUGGAUCAUCACUUCUUGGCUGUGUUGUCUUCGGUAGGGUGGCUGGUGAUUCGGCAGCUCGCUACAUGCUCACUGAGAAUCUCAACGGUAAAGCUGCUCAGAGGUUGGGAUUGUUGGGUGCACAUGUUGCCGGUCAGCCGCUCGAGACCAAGGUUAGGAUUGAUCCAUCCAACUCGAAGCUGACGUUGGAGUACUCUUGGGGGCAUCAGGACGACAGCAACGCGGGCACAUCCCAACCACCAGCCCAAAGUGAGCCAGCUAGACAAGGUGACAGAACAACUGCACAAAUGGAGCCCGAGAAGAUCGACGAGCCAGCAUCAAAGAAGACUGAAACUAAAUCAGAGUUCACUGUUGAAGACGUUAAGAAACAUACAUCUAAGGACGAUUGCUGGGUUAUUGUCCAUGAUGAGGUCUUGGACGUUACAAACUUCUUGCCUGAACAUCCAGGCGGCGAGAAGGCAAUCAUGCUCUAUGCGGGCAGAGACGCGACAGAAGAGUUUGACAUGCUUCAUCCACCAGGAGUUAUACAGAAGUAUGCUCCUCAGUCUGUCAUAGGCAGUGUGAAGAAGUGA